AUGAUUGCUACGGUUCGUAAGGCCAUCGGGGCUGGCUUGUCGGUGUUAGCGCUCAGCUCUACAACACUGGCUGAACGCUGUGAGAGAUCUUGCUUAGAAGGCCUAAUCUCGGACUACCUUAAUGCCUUAGUAGCCCACGACCCAUCGAGUUUGCCGACGACUUCGGACGUGAAAUACGUAGAGAACGAUCAAAUAUUACCGUUCGGCACUGGCGAGUGGCAUAUCGUGGAGUCACUAGGAAAAUAUAACCACACGUUCUCUGAUCCCGAAGCAGGCCAGGUCGCGACCAUCACUACCAUUACCGAGAAUGGCGUUGGUGCUAUUUAUCUUGUGCGCCUCAAGGUAGAGGAGGACGGAAAGAUAAGCGAAAUCGAAUCACAAAUCACACGUGAUUCUGGCGGCGCAGAGCUCUAUGAACAACGAGGUCAGCCGGAAGCCGUUUGGCUCGAAGCUGUACCGCCCGAGGAACGGAUUACCCGAGACGAGCUGAUCUCACAAACUAACAAAUAUUACACCGGCAUGCAGGGAAACGACCCAAAUGGUGACUACAGCUUCUUUGACAAAGAGUGUAAUCGUCUGGAAGAUGGUCUUCAAACGACAAACGUCAAGACCGGUGAUCCUUAUGGCCAUUCUAACGAUACGGCAUUCGCUUCUCUAACUUGCGAGGAGCAAUUUCAGACAGGAUUUCUUGGCUUUGUCACAAGAAUCCGGGAACGCCACUUUCCCGUAGUGGAUGAGGAGCGCCAGGCCGUCUUUGCCAUCACUACUUUAGAUCAUAAUGCUACGGUGAAAUCGUUGCCUAGCGUGAAUGGCACAUCCUCGCCAAUCCCGCGUUAUUUCGAAACGCCUCGUUCGUUGAGAGCCAUGGAGGCAUUUCGCUUGCGUGGCGAGAAGCUUUAUCGCAUCGAGAUGACACUAAUUGAAGUUCCUUAUAACAUGCGAGCAGCAUUUCCCGAUAUUCCACCUGUAGAUCUCAGCGGGCCCGGUACAAACUUUACCACGUAUCCCAUUCCGUGCGACCAGGUCUGCCUCGAGAAUGUAGUGGGAGAUGUACUCAUGGCGAUCCGGGUCCAUGAUCACACGCGUCUACCCCUAGCGAAGGGUGUACUUUACUCUGAGAAUGGCCAAUUUGUAGCAUUUGGUGAUGGUCUAUGGGAGACACUGGAAGCAAUUACUUGGACGGACAGGUAUGGAGCAGUCGUAUGCGAUUCGGAAAGCGGGACGGUUGGCUACUGGGGAUUCAGUACGGAGCACAGUAUACCGGGAGUCCUUUCGCUACGUAUCAAGGUCGACAACGGCCAAAUAACAGAGAUCGAAGCCAACGUUGUGCGUGGAGAAGCUACUGAUAGUCGUGGCGGGACAGUAACGCUUAUGCGCCCUCCGCUUCCAGUCGAGUGGGAGGGUAAUACCACAAGUUUCCUCGACUCUGUGUUUCAAGCAUAUAGCACCAAUGGUGAGAUUCCGCCAGAAUUAUUGAGUGCAUAUUUCGAUGGCCUAGAAAAGCAUUCAAGCGAGGGAGUGCCAUUUGCAGAAGAGUGCACUAGGCGUGACAACUUUGGCCAAGGGGGUCUGACUUGCGCUGAUCAGCUGGAUGGAAAGGGACCGACUCCUAAUGGUCUCUCUAACACUACAACAACAGUGCGUGAUCGACGAAUCCUAGUUGCGGAUAGUAAGAGAGGAGUCGUGUUGGCCGUGAUUCUAGUGGAUGAACCUGCCAACGGUCCCGGUCCACUGUCGCCGGCAGGUCGUGUUCCGGGGACUUAUAUGAUUCCGCAGUUGAUCAAAGUUGAUAACGGAUUAAUUUCUCAUAUUGAAAGUGUGGUCAAAUGGGUUCCGUUCGGAUAUAUAUCUGCAUGGACAGAGGCGAGUGAGAAAGCAGAAAAAUGA
Daldinia childiae is the source of this 1887-nucleotide messenger RNA. RefSeq lists its product as uncharacterized. The record is from RefSeq and is a predicted model, not a curated record. Lineage: Eukaryota; Fungi; Ascomycota; Sordariomycetes; Xylariales; Hypoxylaceae. The coding region runs from base 1 to 1887 and encodes 628 amino acids. The transcript has a single exon.